GCUGUUUCACGUUGUGGCAAUAAUCACAACAGGAUAGCUCGAUAUGCGCAAGCCGUUGUUGAUGAAGCAAUGUCGAUAUCACUGCGUCUGAUCUCCGAUCAACGCUAUUCGAUGAUAGAGGAGGAUGCGCAAUCAACACCGAAUGACCCGGAUGCUCGGACACGGGCCUGGAACAAAGCUAAAACCGAAUUCAUCGAUAAAAUCUACCAGAAAUAUGAGGGAGCAAUUAGGAGCAGAGCUAAUCUAAGGUGUCCAGCUAAGAUCGACAACAAGCGGCUCCUGCGCAAAGUACGUCGACGUUUACUUUGA
Gongylonema pulchrum is the source of this 309-nucleotide messenger RNA. Lineage: Eukaryota; Metazoa; Nematoda; Chromadorea; Rhabditida; Gongylonematidae. The record is from the annotation of a GenBank genome assembly.